Messenger RNA from Synchiropus splendidus (mandarinfish), 776 nucleotides. RefSeq names its product cytochrome c. Gene Ontology annotation, molecular function: electron transfer activity; heme binding. The record is from RefSeq and is a predicted model, not a curated record. The coding region runs from base 372 to 686 and encodes 104 amino acids. Gene Ontology annotation, cellular component: mitochondrial intermembrane space. Lineage: Eukaryota; Metazoa; Chordata; Actinopteri; Syngnathiformes; Callionymidae. The transcript is spliced from 3 exons. Gene Ontology annotation, biological process: mitochondrial electron transport, ubiquinol to cytochrome c; mitochondrial electron transport, cytochrome c to oxygen.
GCCUCUGGUUCCGAGCAGCUGUGGAAGGCAGGAGCUGCUCAGCCGCCUCCUCUCCAUCGGCUCUGUGUCGCCCUCAUGUGGACCGCGUCCGCGUGCUCGUGUCUCUUGUCGUGUCCACGCGACGUGUGUCUACUGUCCUUGUUACGACUUGGCUGACGAGUCUUGACGUCCUCGGAAGCCAAGGCCCGAGACUCGGCUCGGUCUAUAUUUGACGCGCGGCGAGGGCUCGCCGGUCAUGUGACUGCGCGGUGACGUCAGAAGCCGGUGCCGCUAUACCACCGUGACCUUCUCGUGCGACGCUCAGUGUUCGCUGCUCGGAGGCUCUCGCUGCUCAGACGCUGCGUCUCGGAAGAUUCCAAGCCAAGGUGACGAUGGGCGACGUGGACAAGGGCAAGAAGGUGUUCGUGCAGAAGUGCGCCCAGUGCCACACCGUGGAGGAGGGCGGCAAGCACAAGGUGGGGCCCAACCUGUGGGGCCUGUUCGGGCGCAAGACCGGCCAGGCGCCAGGCUUCUCCUACACCGACGCCAACAAGAGCAAAGGCAUCGUCUGGGGGGAGGACACGCUCAUGGAGUACCUGGAGAACCCCAAGAAGUACAUUCCCGGGACGAAGAUGAUCUUCGCCGGCAUCAAGAAGAAGGGCGAGCGCCAGGACCUGAUCGCCUACCUGAAGUCGUCCACAUCCUGAAGCCCCGCCCCGCCACUUAUUUAACACUUUCUACGUUUGUUUUUGUCUUUGGCUCCUAAUAUAUUCACGCCUUUGUUCGCUCUCAAGUGC